This is a messenger RNA of Lymnaea stagnalis (great pond snail), 696 nucleotides long. The record is from the annotation of a GenBank genome assembly. Lineage: Eukaryota; Metazoa; Mollusca; Gastropoda; Lymnaeidae.
GGACUUCGUUUUAUCAAACCGAACGAGGAAAAUCCGAACAAACCGAUGCAAAUCUGGUCGCAGGGCGAAACCGAAUUUAAUCGUUACUGGUUUCCGUCAUACGAUUCGCCGAACGAUUUUCGCACUUCCGAACUAAAGGCAACGGUCGAUAAAAAAUACACCGUCGUUUCAAACGGCAGACUUGUCGAAGUCAAGGAAAACGCGGACGGAACGCAUACUUUUCAUUGGAAAAUGGAUAUUCCUUACACCAACUAUCUGACUUCCAUCGUCGUUGGCGAAUAUACCGAUGUGAAGCAGGAAUGGAACGGCAUUCCGGUCAAUAAUUUCGGUUACAAAAAUGAAACGAAAGAGGUUGCCGCAACCGUCAAAAAUCUGCCUGAUAUGAUCGAUUUUUUCUCGAAAGUAACGGGCGUUAAAUAUCCUUACCCGAAAUAUGCGCAAACCUUUGUCGAAGAUUUCGGCGGCGGAAUGGAAAACAUUUCGGCGACCACGAUGAUCGAAGAAAUGAUCCACGACGAACGCGAAUUGAUCGAUCAGGAUUCGGAUUCGUUACAGGCGCACGAACUCGCGCAUCAAUGGUUCGGCGAUCUCGUUACGACCCGCGAUUGGGGACAGAUUUGGCUCAACGAAUCGUUUGCAACCUAUUUCGACGCGCUGUAUCACGAAAAAUCGAAAGGUCACGAAGAUUUUCUCUAC